CGUCAACAUGGUAACGCGUGUUUAGCGACGAUAAAGUGUACCGCCGUCAACCGUUGUUACCGUUUGUCUGCCGUUCAUCACAUUGAGUUCAUCCUGUGGUUCAUCGCUCGAUCACAAACAAUGCGCUAGGCGGGUAGCAUAAACGUUCGUAAUGCCUCCGUGUGUACAGCGUUAUCACAGCGAGCAGUGAAAGUAUUUUUGCUAGUUAUGUGGCACCGAACAACAGGUGCAAAUAAUACGUGCAGACAGUGAGGUAUGGAGAGCCCGACGCCGGAAGAAAACUCGCCCCGAUGCAAGGAUACGCCGGAGAAUGACCCAUCUCUGCUUCAGAAGGCUAUCUCAAAUGCACAGCGAGAAGUAUCCCGGAAGGAGGACAUCUUGCGGCAGCUGAACAUUGUAAAAUCGCACAGGAAAAAGAACCAGGAGGAGCCUAUCACUGAGCUGAUUGAACAGUGGCGCUCAGCAGCACAGCAAGCGAUUUUGGACUUUCAACAGCACAUGGCUGAACCAAGGCCUGGCCUGAAAGACAUUCUUGCCAACUUUCAAAUUGAAGCCUCUGUUAUUGGCUACAGUGAAGAUGAUGACUGUUUUGUAUAACCGGAAUUCUUCUGUGCACUCCAAGCUGGUUAUCUUCUUUACAAUUCGGAAGGAAAUAUUUUGUAGUCAUUAAAACGAUGACAUCUUUGUAAGCUUUCUUGAAAUCAACUAGUCAAGUCUGAAAAUAAAUUGUACAGUAAAUUGUACUUUUAUUAUUACUUCCAUUUUGCACCUCAGUUCUUCUGCCGGAGCUUGAGGUCAGUGUGGAUUAGGUCUACUAGGCUUGAAUGCAUCAAACAGUUUUGGAUCCUUUAAAAACUUUGGCAUUUUUAGGUAGUGAGGCAUCAUACCUGCAAAUAAAAUAAUGAAACUAUAAAACC
Molecule: messenger RNA, 917 nt
Organism: Rhipicephalus microplus (southern cattle tick)
Lineage: Eukaryota; Metazoa; Arthropoda; Arachnida; Ixodida; Ixodidae
Biological process (GO): positive regulation of DNA-templated transcription; double-strand break repair via homologous recombination
Cellular component (GO): Swi5-Sfr1 complex
Source: RefSeq, a predicted model, not a curated record